CCGGCGCGGGGGUCGGGCGAGCCGCGGGGCUGCUCCCGCUGCGCCCCCGGCACUGCGCCGGGAGCUCCGGGACCCGCUGCUCGCACACCUGCCCUGCGCCGCUCACACUUUGUUCUCAGGUGCCCCCGCGGAGCUGCCGCGUCCCGACCCCGCAGAGUUCAGGGCAGGUUCGCCUCGAUGGCGCCUGCCGAGUGUCACAAACGCCCCGGCUCGGGAUGCGCUCCAGGGCGGGCAGCGGCGGCUCAGGGGCUGCGGGUUCCCCCUCUCAUGCCCGCGCAAUUGCCUCCCGCUUCCCUCCCUGCUCCGUGCCGCCGAGCAUUCCCUCCCGGUGCUGAGGACCGGGCAGGGAGUCACUGCCUGUGCCAGGCCCUUCGAGGCAGGUUCCUGUAGUCGGCAGGUGAUUUUGCCUUGAGCAGAGAGCAGGGACUUUGCUGAGGGGAAGGCAGAAGUCUGGGUGAGAUGAAAGCCCACGGCCCCGGUGGGGGAGCGGUGCUGGUGGCCGUUCUUCCCGCGGGAGCAGCCGGUGCCAGGGAAGUGCUGCUGCCGGCGGUGCUGGUUCGCGGGCCGCCUUCCUGCCCUGCACAGCUGUGCGGCACAGCCGAUUAGAAACUGCUGUUCCACCCCAGAAAUGACUGUGCUUGGCUGCGAGGACUUCACAGUGUGAGAUAAGGUGCCAGCACCCGGCCCCGCUGAGGCCUGGCUCGGGCGGUGUCAGAUACAACCCAUUAGCGGGAGAGCGCCGCGGGGAGCGAUUCAGUGAGCAGCCUCUCACAGCUUCCCGGAAUUACCUGGAAGAUGUCCCGGGUCAUCUGUCAGCAUCAGAAGUGUCCUGCUCACCCUGCCGCGGGGGCCACAGGGAGCAGCACAGCCACCUCCAACCCUUGCCGCUGUCCCUGUGCCAGGGGCAACACAACCCACAGCUGCCCUGAAGCCCCUGAGCUGAGUCGGUUCAGCAGAGGGCAUUCUCUUGCUGGUGGGAUUUUGCUGAUGCCAGUGUGCCCCACAGCUCACAGCCCCUCUCCAGCCAUCUGCCUCAGCGGAGAGCAAAUCCUGGGGCGAGCAGCUGGUGGCACAGAUGUGGGCUCCCCCCACUCCUGCCAGAGCUGCACUCCCAUCCCGUUCCCAGCAUCUCCCCACGGGACGGCGGUGAGACCAAACCCAUCCCAGACCUCACCGUAGCUGAGCGAGCGUGGCAGUGAGGGUCAAACGUCUCUGGACCGUGGGGCAGCGAUGUCCUACCAGGGAGCAUCCCAGCUGCUCCUGCAGCACCAGCGGAAGGAUGUGGGCAGCACGGUCCAGUCCCAGCACCGUGUCCUGAGCUGGGCUCAGGCCCAGCCCAGGGUGAGGGAGAUUGGGCAGUGCUGGUAAUCCUGCUGCACUCAAGGGAUUACUGCUCGCUCUGGCCUGGGAAUUAAGGGAUUUCUCUAAGUGGGGUUGAUGCAGCCUCCAGCAAAGCAGCUUGUGCCUGGGGGACCUCGCUGUCUGGGGCAGGAUGGAUGCGUGGAGGCAGGAUGGACUAUGCAAGGUGUGGGGGAUCCACAAAGGAGGGUGGGCUGCCACAUCCCCCAGCAGGCCAGGGGGUUCCCCACCCAGAGAAUCCCUGUCCUCCUCAUUGUCAGCCUGCACAGCCCUGUUUUGCCAGUGGGCACUGGCAACUUCUUGGCACAGGCUCAGCUGUUUCAGAGGCAUCCUGGGACCAUGGCAUGCCCCUCUGCACCAGGGGAUGCUGCUGGGGAAGCUGCCAAUGAUGCCCCAGCUCCUUCCUUGGCAUGAUGGGGGGUGAGCCAGGGCGAGUCGCUGGGCCCAGCUCGGGGGCUCCCAGACCGAAGGUGCAGGGACAGUGCAGGGGUAGCAGUGGGCUCGGAGAGCAGAGCUGGGUGCUCGGGCAGAGGCAGUUGGCUGGUUCUUCUCCUGAGAUGUUUGGAGCAGAGAACGAUGAGCCCCACUGCUGAUGCUCACAAUCACACGUCAUCGGGGCUGCAGCCGUGGUUAUUGUGACCUAGAGGUGUUUGUAAGCACCCCACCUCACCCAGGCAGGGUCCAAGGACCAAACUGAGCAUCUGGAUCACUCUGCAUGGGAGAGGCCACCUGGCCCUGCCUCAUCCUGGCCACAGCACCCGUGUGCCCUAUGGGAGUUUUUCCAGAUGCCAGUCCAGGCCCCGGGCAGGUGCUUGCCACAGCAUGUUCCCAGCUCAGCCCCACUGUGUCCCCAGCUCUCUUUGCCUGCCCUUUUGCCUCCCUGUGAUGGGGCAACCACUGCUCUGGCCUCUGGGAAAGGGGAAGUGGUGCUGAAAGCAGGAGGUCAGUCACGUCAGUGGCGAAUGCCUGGCUGCCCUCGCAGCUCCAGAAGCUGCCCUUCUCCACUGUCUCUCCUGUCUGUAGUCACAGUGCUCCCGGGAGCAGGGACUGCUCCUGCCUGCCAGGGUGCCCUUCCCCACCGCCCACCCCAUCUGGGCUCCUGCCUGCCCCACUUGGGUUACUCCUGGCUCAGCGAUCCCAGUGACUGUUGGGGCAGGCGAGCAGAGCUGCUGGGCUGCUCCUGCCCCAACAGGCCCUGGGGUUUGUUACUCAUGGCCGUGCCCUGUGCUCAAGAUCACUUCUGCUUUGAGGGAAGGAGCCGUCAGUCCGGUUUGGGUUUGCUCAGUGCUUGUGGGGUAGGAGAGCAGGAGGGCUGCACCUUUCCCUAGCUCCACAGCUCUGCCUCAGGCUGGGAUCCCAGGGCAAGACCCCCCAGUUCCUGCUGCAGAAGGCCCCCCACAUUCCAGGAUCAGAGCAGAGUGGGCAGCACCUCUGGGGCAUGACCAGGGCUCGGCACCUGCCCAUGCCUGCACACAGGGCUGGCUGAGCCUGUCAGGCUGUGCCGGGGUCGGGGCCCGGGCCCUGCGCCCCGGGAGCGGGGGUUGUGGUGCUCCCCCACGCUCACACGCCGCGCUGUCUCUGGGUGCACCUUCCUUCAUGCAGCGCUCGUUGCUACGCGACCGCCGGCUCCCGAUGCUUAAUGCUCUAAUACGGAGGGAUAAAACCACUCUAAAAAUACCCCGCUGCCGGCCCCCUGCGGGGGCAAGGGGGCUGCUGGGGGGCAGGCGGCCUGGGCGCAGGGGCUGCUGGGGACUUCCCAAACUCCUCGUCCUCUAAGUGGCUUUGAGCCGUGGGCCGGGGCUCCGGCAGCGGCACGGGCUGGUGUGCCGGUGCGGCCGGGAUUGGCUGGGACUGGCGCGUGGGCUCCUGCGGCUGGAGCUCCCCUGCCAGAGCCAGCUCCAGCCAGAGCCGGGAGUGCUCCGGCUCCCCUGCCUGCACCCUGCCCGUGGGCCCUGGCACCAGAGAGCCCGCUGCUCGGCCACGUGCACCCGCCUGGCCUCUGCCUGCUGCUACCUGGCCUCUGCCUGCUGCUGCCGGACCUCUGCCUGCGCCUGCCUUGCCCCCCGGAACUGGUGGCAUCCUGUGUGGGACCCCUGCAGCAUGGGGACAGUCAGCGAGCUCUGCGCCUCCAGUUUCCAGGCCUUCCUCUGCCCCUCGGUGGCUGCCAAGGCAGUGCCCAGUGACCUGACCCCAGAGGAGUGCCAGGAGCUGGAGAACAUCCGCCGCCGCAAGCAGGAGCUGCUGGCCGACAUACAGCGCCUGAAGGAUGAGAUAGCAGAAGUGACAAAUGAGAUCGAGAACCUGGGCUCCACCGAGGAGAGGAAAAACAUGCAGAGGAACAAACAGGUGGCAAUGGGCAGGAAGAAAUUCAACAUGGAUCCCAAGAAGGGCAUCCAGUUCCUGAUUGAGAAUGACCUGCUGAAGAACACGUGCGAGGACAUCGCUCAGUUCCUGUAUAAGGGAGAAGGCCUCAACAAGACAGCCAUCGGCGACUACCUGGGCGAGAGGGAUGAGUUCAACAUCCAAGUCCUGCAUGCCUUUGUGGAGCUGCACGAGUUCACCGACCUCAACCUCGUGCAGGCCCUGCGGCAGUUCCUGUGGAGUUUCCGGCUGCCCGGGGAGGCGCAGAAGAUCGACCGGAUGAUGGAGGCCUUUGCGCAGCGGUACUGCCAGUGCAACCCCGGCGUCUUCCAGUCCACAGACACGUGCUAUGUGCUGUCCUUUGCCAUCAUCAUGCUGAACACGAGCCUGCACAACCCCAAUGUGAAGGACAAGCCCACAGCAGAGCGAUUCAUUGCCAUGAACCGCGGCAUCAACGACGGGGGAGACCUGCCCGAGGAGCUGCUCCGGAAUCUCUAUGAGAGCAUCAAGAAUGAGCCCUUCAAAAUACCUGAGGAUGAUGGCAACGACCUCACCCACACCUUCUUCAACCCCGACCGGGAGGGCUGGCUCCUGAAGCUUGGAGGCAGGGUGAAGACAUGGAAGCGGCGCUGGUUCAUCUUGACCGACAACUGCCUUUACUACUUCGAGUAUACAACGGAUAAGGAGCCCCGUGGCAUCAUACCCCUGGAGAACCUGAGCAUCCGUGAGGUGGAGGACUCAAAGAAGCCCAACUGCUUUGAGCUCUACAUCCCUGACAACAAGGACCAGGUGAUCAAGGCCUGCAAGACAGAGGCGGAUGGGCGUGUGGUGGAGGGGAACCACACUGUGUACCGCAUCUCUGCCCCCACACCUGAGGAGAAGGAGGAGUGGAUCAAGUGCAUCAAGGCAGCCAUCAGCCGGGACCCCUUCUACGAGAUGCUGGCUGCCAGGAAGAAGAAGGUCUCCUCCACCAAGAGGCACUAGCAGCCAGACUGGCCUUGUGAGGCCAGCAUGCCCUCGGCAGCCCAAGCGUCCCCCUGUCCCGGGGGUCUGUGGGGCGGGGGCUGCACUGCAGCCUGGCCCUAGGGUCCAGGGCCCAGCUUCAGCUUCACUGUUUCUUUUCCGUGGGGGGAGGGAGGGGGCACAGGCAUCUUGGUGCCUCUGGCCCUCCAUCACUGCCUCAUCGCCAGAACGGUGUCUUCAUGGGCUCAAGCUGGGACACAGCACCCCUGGGAGCUCAGCCUCAGCACCACAGGCACCCUCCCUGCUCCUGACCCCCAGCAGCCCUGCGGCUGCACAUGGCACUGCAGCUCCCCAGCACCCGUGUCCAGACACUUGGAGUGUCCUGUCAGGAGGAUGAGCAGCUGUUAGUGAGUAGCUGGCAGUUUUGGGGUGCCACAGGUGCUGGGGUGCAAGGCGUCAGGCCCAGGGAGGCCCUACAGAGACACAGCUCCUGGCCCUCGUUAUAGCGGGCCUGAGUCUGUCCUGGGUGUCCCCACGCUGCUGCCUCAGACCCUCACAGCUGCCCCCUGCACCAGGAGCGGUCCCCGUGUGCACAGGAGUGCCGAAGGGCAGGGACUGUCACCAUCACGGUCUGCAGUGGUGCCACACAGGGCACAGACAUGCCCUCGUCCAGCCAUGGAGGCUGUGGCUUGGAUGAGGUGGCACUGGGUGGCAUUGCCCCUGGCACAUCCUUGCAGCACAGUCCUCUCAUGCCAGGGUGGCAUGGUGCCGUGGUGGGACAUGCCCAGAGCUGGAGCCUGCCCUGAGAAUGGCUGUGGUGGGGGUCUGGAUGGGUGGGGGCUGCAUCCCCCACUCUCUGCCUCACAGUCUGCCCAUGUCAUGUCCUGUCCCUGUCCCCGCGCAUGGUCUGGAGACGCCUGGAUCAGUAUUAGUCUAUUUAUCAGAGGUGUAAAUACUCCUGUAUAGUUUUCUCCUUGUAGAUUAUUUUGUAUGUGGGUGGUUCAGUGCAGAGGCCUCGUGGGGCGGGGGGGGCAGGAUUUUUUAUUCUAACAUUUAUUUUUUUUUUUGCCAUGGCCUUGUAAACUAGUGCUGAGGAUUGGCAGCAAAUAAACACUGCACUGCGCUCCA
Molecule: messenger RNA, 5811 nt
Organism: Pipra filicauda (Wire-tailed manakin)
Lineage: Eukaryota; Metazoa; Chordata; Aves; Passeriformes; Pipridae
Gene: CYTH1
Product: cytohesin 1
Exons: 13
Coding region: 3460-4704 (414 amino acids)
Biological process (GO): regulation of ARF protein signal transduction
Molecular function (GO): guanyl-nucleotide exchange factor activity
Source: RefSeq, a predicted model, not a curated record